Molecule: messenger RNA, 2323 nt
Organism: Schistosoma curassoni
Lineage: Eukaryota; Metazoa; Platyhelminthes; Trematoda; Strigeidida; Schistosomatidae
Source: the annotation of a GenBank genome assembly
CGCGAAAAUAACAAUUGGGGCUUCUUAUUGCACAAAUGUAAAAAUGAUGGUAACAGAUCAUACGAAGGAGCAAAUUUCUACUAUGUAUCAAAUGGCAAUCAGUGAUUCUUGGUUACUUGCGAAACAUGAUAUAACCAUAAAUUUAUCAACUUUUUCUCAGUGCAUGUGCCUUGGAGAUAUUUUUGACUCGUCUACCAAUGAACUUAUCAUUGCUGAUUUUAGUCAAUACUUCGAAAAUAUUCAUUCUAACUUAGGAGGUUUUGAAUUCAGAAUCAAGAUAUUUAAGGGGACUAAACUCAUCAAUGAAUUACCAUACCUUGAAGCUCCUUCUGGAAUUAUUCCAUUUAAGUGUAAAGGGAACGACAAACAUUGUCUAGAUUUAGCUAUUGCUGCUGGACCAUUUAUUUAUGUCUACUGUAAAUUAUCAUCAUAUUAUAAAUACACUCUACCUUCAUUGGAACCUAAUUUGGAUGAACUCAAACUAUGGGAACAAGCUAGAGAGGGUAAUUUGACACCAGAGGAAUUACGUGAAAAACUUAAGCAGAUUGGAUCUGAAAUGCAUAAGCUAACUUCAAGAUCUAUACGGUAUCUACAAUUACCUGGAGACCUAUUACACGAAUUUUUCAACACUUAUCGAAUGAUUCCACUUCAAAAGCAAACUGUAGCAACGUGUUUGACUAAAAUGAGUAAACAACACAAUGGACCUAAUUCCUGGGACUGUUUAAUCGUUGGCACAGAAUCAUGUUUUGUUUAUAUUUACGAUUGUGUAUCACACAAUAAUUUAUGUGAGAUUGCGUUACCAUCUGUUCCAGUUCAUUUAAACGCAAUAGGAUCCUUCGAUAUUGACUAUCAUAUUUUAGUGACAUGUCGUAACGGAAUAAUUUACUCCAUAAAACGUGGAGAAGCCAACGCUAAGGUUUAUGUUGAAACUGGGUCACAGAUUAUCGGUUUACUUCGUACAGAAAAAGCUGUUAUAGUUGCUUGUAUGGAUCAAACAGUUAAAGGAUUUUCACUGGAGGGUCGACCAAUUUGGAGAGUAAGACAUUCGUGCGAAAUUUUAACAAUAACUCCAAUGAAUUUUAAUAGUUCAAAUAAUAGAAAUCAUGAAAUUUAUUAUAUCAUAUGUUUAUCAGAUGGUUCAGUCCAGAUCUACUGUGAUCAACAUUUAUGUGACAAAUGCAUCAUAUGGGUUCCUUCUACUCAGAAUACUAGCCCUGAGGAUAAUAAUAGUAAUCCUCCAAACAAUAUUACAUCUGGUAAUUCAGGUACUAUUAAGGUGACAGAAACUGAACAGAACAACAAUCAAUCACGUAAACUAAUUGGUUAUCACUUAGCGAAACCUGAUCCAAUUGUCGCUUGCUGUUUUGGGAAAUAUGACAGAGAAAUCAAUACACUAAUACUUGUAUCUCAAGCUGGGCACAUGUUAAUCUUAAUUGCUAAACGUACAGCUAAUUUUAUUCCGAUGGAUGUGAUUACCUCUCGUACAAUCGGUAAACUUGAUAAUUUGAAUAUCCCUAAAAAAUCAAAUUUAUAUAUGGAUUUAACAACUCGUGAACAAUUAAAUGCACCGCUCACAUCUGACGCGGAAUAUGUUCCAAAAACCUUGUAGACGCCCUUCGUUAUGGUAUUACUUAUAUAAAUUUAAGCUGUUUGCAGCUGAAAUGUAUCGUCAAUUUGUGAAUGAUUUACGCUUUGUAAAGCGAUCAAUUUCAUCCACCUUUCUUAAUAUGUUAGAAAAUCAUUCUAAUCCUAUUCCGAUUUCUGGUUAUGGUGAACAAAUUAAAUUAAAUGUCCAGGUAAGUUUCUUCACUAUUGAAUUGUGUCCUCUAAUAAACUUUUAAAAAGAAUCGUACUUUGAUUAAAACCUAAUACAUCAAAAGUAUUCCUCAAGCAAACAUAUCUUUAUAGUGUUAUUGUUAAUUCGAAUCAUUUUGUAAGACAUAUUAUUUUGUAGUUGGGUUAUUGACGCUAUCAUGAGUAAUAAAUUGUGAUACUGUAGCAGCUUCUCUGUUAGUGCACACCUACAUUAUUUGUUCAAAUUUCUGAACAGAUAGAUUAAUUUCAUAGUUUUGAAUAAUUUUUUACAUAUAUAUUUGUCAUUGUCAAUUAUUCCAUUGUAACCGUGAUUGUUUUUAUAUGGGCGUAUGUGUGAAUAUGUCUACUAAUAUCCUUCCCUAUCCCACAUAACUGUUUAGCAUGUUUUUUCUGUUUAACGAUAAACGUUAGGUUACGUUUGGUUAUUUCAGUCAAUCCAUUUCGCAUGCAUUUUCCUUUAUCUCUUAUCUUUUGUAUGGAUAACUGAAUUCUGAAAUAUAUGUCCUUC